AUGGCCCUCCACUUCACCCUACAGCAUCUGGACUCCACAGCAUCCUACGCCAGGAUCCUGUUUGUGGACUUUAGCUCGGCUUUUAACACCAUCAUUCCUAGCCUGCUUCAGGACAAGCUCUCCCUGCUGAACGCUGCUGCUGUGCUGCAGGGCACCAGCGUGAUUUCCCCGGGGUUCCACAUCGGCUCGGUGAUGGCGCUCGCCGGGAUGAUCGCCAAGAAGUCGGCGGUGGGCCUCCUGCAGGCCCACCCCUGCGCCUACGCCCUCACGUUCGGUCUCGUCGCCACCAAGAUCACCUGCAAACUCGUGGUGGCCCACAUGACCCGCACGGAGAUGUUCCUGUUGGACUCGGCAUUCAUGGGUCCAGGCCUCCUCUUCCUGGACCAGUACUUCAACAGCGUGCUGUGUGAACUCCUCGUGCUGUGCCUGGCGCUGGUGCUCUCCUGCUACGACCUGGCGCGCUAUUGUGUGGGCGCGUGGCUGCAGGUGGCCGCCCACCUCCACGGCUCUGUGAUGGUGGUGGCUCCGCCCAAGCCCGCGUCGCGACACCGCGACACGGCCAGACAACAACAACAACAACCACCUCUUUACAAACAACAACCACAACAAUCACCACCACCACCGUACAAACACAGCUCCCAGCAGUGAACACAGAGGGCAUUGGGUCUCGGGGUCAGAGUCUUGAGACCGGGUCUCAGGGUCACAGCGUCUAGAGUUGAGACCGGGUCUCAGGAUCAGUGUCUUGAGUUGAGACCGGGUCUCAAGGUCAAUGUCCUGAGUAGAGACUGGGUCUCAGGGUCACAGUGUCUUGAGUUGAGAUCGGGUCUCAGGGUCAGCGUCUAGAGUUGAGACCGGGUCUCAGGGUCAGAGUCUAGAGUUGAGACCGGGUCUCAGGAUUAAUGUCCUGAGUUGAGACCGGGUCUCAGGGUCAGAGUGUCUAGAGUAGAGACCGGGUCUCAGGGUCAGAGUCUAGAGUAGAAACCGGGUCUCAGGAUCAGUGUCCUGAGUAGAGACCGGGUCUCAGGAUCAGUGUCUUGAGACCGGGUCUCAGGGUCAGAGUCUAGAGUUGAGACCGGGUCUCAGGAUCAGUGUCUUGAGACCGGGUCUCAGGGUCAGAGUCUAGAGUAGAAAUCGGGUCUCAGGGUCAGAGUCUAGAGUAGAAACCGGGUCUCAGGAUCAGUGCCCUGAGUAGAGACCGGGUCUCAGGGUCAGUGUCUUGAGACCGGGUCUCAGGGUCAGUGUCUUGAGACCGGGUCUCAGGAUCAGUGUCUUGAGACCGGGUCUCAGGGUCAGUAUCUAGAGUUUAGAUGGAGUGUUGGUGUCGUUGUGUUUCCCAAUCCCUUUGUAUCAGUGGGUGCACAGAUGGAGUGGCCCUGUAGGGUAACGUUUUAAGCGUUUGAAAAGCGUGUGCACCUCUUCCUCAUGAAGCACUUUUCGUUCGGAAUAAAAAAAAACGGGAGUAAAAAAGCUAAAUAUCAGCCACCUUGGCGUAUUAACAAUAAUAGCAAUCGCAAAAAUAAUAUCGUCCCCUAAUCUAUCCUAGACUUUUUUUCCGAGGGGGUCCUGUUUGGCCAGAUCGUGGAUUCGACGCUGACCCUGAUGCCUGCUGUAUAUUUGGAGUUUGCGUGUUUCCCCCCGUGAUCGUGAUCACGUGGAUUUUUCUCCGGGUCCUUUGGUUUUUCCCUCCACAUUUAGAAUCAACAGCACGCGUUUAUAGAGUGAUUUGGCUGCAAUACAUUUCCACGUCAUGAGCCACUUCGUUGAGCUGUCAUUUGUGGGCAGUUCGCUUAUAUAACUCAGUGGGCCUUACCUGGUAAAAUACAAAAAGUUUAUAACAUUUUAAAUAUUGACAAUCGUGAACGAAAUGGGAUUUGCCUACUACUGGAGCAUUAGAAUGCACUGUCAGAAUUCCUUGGGACUUAUGGGAUGUGUAAUAACACAUACGGGGCCGUCCAUAAAUGACGUCACGCACCUGGGGGGUGGGGGGGGUCAGACAUUUGUGAUGUGUGACGGGGGGGUUUGAGAAAUGUGACGUCACAUCAAAAUGCGCAACUUUAAAUAAAUAUAGACAACACGUUCUACUUAAUUAAAUAGACUUUGUAAUAAAUGUUUUCUCCUACAACAUCAGAGUGCAGCGCCGCAUUAAAUACGCACUACAAUGACAAUAGUUUAAAGCAAUUUGAAGCAUUUUUUGGGGGGGGUGGGGGCAGAGCUUU
Molecule: messenger RNA, 2216 nt
Organism: Lethenteron reissneri (Far Eastern brook lamprey)
Lineage: Eukaryota; Metazoa; Chordata; Hyperoartia; Petromyzontiformes; Petromyzontidae
Product: choline/ethanolaminephosphotransferase 1-like
Biological process (GO): phosphatidylethanolamine biosynthetic process
Cellular component (GO): endoplasmic reticulum membrane; Golgi apparatus
Molecular function (GO): ethanolaminephosphotransferase activity; diacylglycerol cholinephosphotransferase activity
Source: RefSeq, a predicted model, not a curated record